Messenger RNA from Cylindrotheca closterium, 1011 nucleotides. Lineage: Eukaryota; Bacillariophyta; Bacillariophyceae; Bacillariales; Bacillariaceae. The record is from the annotation of a GenBank genome assembly.
AUGGCCAAAAGCAACAAGAAACGCAAAGCAUGCAACUACACAUACACGAUGGAAGAAGCGGAAAUUGAAUGUAUUUUGGAUGAGCGUGGUGGCAAUGGCAAACAGAAGACAAAGCAACAACAUGAAUAUCUCUGUGCUUGGGCGGACGGCAAUGAAGAACCGCAAUGGGUGGCGGCCAAACACUUGAAAGGGACAAUCGCCUUGGAAGAGUGGGAAGAUCAAGAGGACGAAGAGCCAGAAAUCUUUGACCCGCCUGCCAUUCUUGCCCCAAAGUGCUAUUCGUUGGCCCAAUUGGUUCAAACUGCCAAACGCACCUCCAUUCUCCUUGGUGCGGGCAUCAGUGCCCCCAUUUUGCCCACCUUUCGGGGCCAACAUGGAUUGUGGACCAAAAACGCACACAAAAACACAAAGGCAGACGCCAAGGUCAGCGACGGUUUGCAACCCACCUUGGCGCAUGAAGGAUUGGUGGCCUUGGAGAAGGCUGGGUUCAUUCAUUACGUGGCCACACAAAAUUACGAUGACUUGUCCAGUCGGUCGGGAUUUCCCGAGCACAAAUUGAGUGAAUUGCAUGGGAAUAUUUUUGUUGAGACGUGUGAUGACUGCCACAAGGUCUUUCAUCGGGACUUUGAAGUCCCCAAGGACGAUUCCUUGGAACACGAGACGGGGCGUCACUGUGAGGAUUGUGGGGGUAUCUUAAGGGAUUCGAUUAUUCAUUUCGAAGAAGACUUGCCCGAGCCAUCCUUGACCAAAGCCAUGAACAAAUUUGCCGAAUCGGAUUUGAUCAUUGUGGUGGGAUCCUCCUUGAAGGUGGAGCCUGCAGCGGGUCUGCCAUUUAGCAACAAACACACAACAACAACUACCCGGCAAUCCUCCAAGCGAGACGUAAAUACCUGUAUCGUGAACUUGCAACCAACUGGAUAUGAUUCUCAGGCAGACUUGAUCAUUCAUGGGACAUGUGAUCAAGUGAUUGAUGCGGUUGCCAAAGAAUUGCUUGGAAACAAUUGGCGUUAG